Schistocerca cancellata (South American locust) is the source of this 1115-nucleotide messenger RNA. Its product is annotated as calexcitin-2-like. Gene Ontology annotation, molecular function: calcium ion binding. The record is from RefSeq and is a predicted model, not a curated record. The transcript is spliced from 7 exons. Bases 135 to 689 code for a protein of 184 amino acids. NCBI's taxonomy places the organism in Eukaryota, Metazoa, Arthropoda, Insecta, Orthoptera, Acrididae.
ACCGCAGUGGACGGCAGCUGUCAGCUGGACACCUGGCCCGCGCAUCCAGAAGCCGAGUCGUCUUCCAACUGGAGCCUCCUGUUCACAGCUUCUCUUCGGCAACAGGAAGUUAAUACAACACCAAAAACAGCGCGAUGGCAGACUUCAGGAAGAAGAAACUGAUGUACGUCUUCCACGUAUUCUUCGAUGUCAACAGGAGCGGCACGAUUGACAAGAAGGAUUUUGAGAUGGCCAUUGAGAAAAUCUGCCGCAGCCGCGGCUGGGCCGAGGGCAGCGCGGAGCAGCAGAAGACGCGGGGCGCCCUGCUGGAGGUGUGGCAGGCUCUGCAGCAAAGGGCGGACGCCGACAGCGACGGGGAGGUAAGCGAGGCGGAGUGGAUCCAGAUGUGGGACGACUUCGCCAAGGGCGGCGACUCGGCGCUCCACUGGCAGAGCCGCUACCGGGACUUCAUGUUCCAGCACGUCGACGCCUCAGGUGACGGGAGUAUCGACCUGGACGAGUUCGUCAAAGUCUACACCAGCUACGGCAUCUCAGCAGACGAGUGCAAGAACGCCUUCAGCAAGUUCACCAACAAUCAGACUGUGAAGGUUACACCGCAAGUCUUCGAGAAGCUGUGGAGUGAGUUCUUCUCUUCAACGGACCCUCAAGCUCCAGGAAACUUCAUCUUUGGCAAAACUUCAUUCGAUUAGGCCUCUGUAGGAAGUGAGACAGAGGAAGAGGGAAAAUGAUGAUGGAGGAGGGAUGAGAAGACAAAGCAUACGGAAAUGGCCCUCUCUUAUGGAUGUGCACAGCUGAAGAUCCACUAAUCCCAGUGUCGGCAGUUACUGCUCUGCUGUUAUAUGUUAUGAGGGACAGCAAUGGUAUCCAUUGGUCACCAGGCAGGGCCAUCUCUUCUGCUGUUUGCUCCACACAUCCAUGACCCAGACUCUCUUAAAUUCAUGCAACAAAAAGGAGAAGACAUAUAAGUGCAUAUUACUGUCAUAGACAUAGGCCUGUACAAAUUAUCACUAUUGUUUUCAUUCUGUUAUCAAAGUAAUGUUCCCCACGCGAGUUCCUCACACACACACACACACUCCGUUAACUUUAUCUGGACCUGACACACAAUUAUUCCUCAA